UCUAUUGGAAGAAAAAAAAAAACAAAGAAAUGUCAAAAUGUUAAAUAUGGCUGCUGUGUAUUCGUCAUGUUUUGUGUCGUAUUUUACAUGAAUUUUAUAAAUAAAUGGCAAAAUGAGUACGAUUAGUAAUUAAUGUGAGACAAUAUUAACGAUAUUAAAUAAUAAAAUACUGUUGGAAUAACGGAUAAGUGUCAGAAAUCAUCAUGUCUUCAGACAAGGCUGCUGAAAUAAAAGGCAACGAGAUCGAUAAAACCAAACGUCGUCAUAAAACUGACGACACUGUUAUUGCGACAGCGGCAACAAACGGUGUUGAAGAUACAGUGCAAUUCGCGAAGAUGGAGUGCGCGGACGAAAGCGCGGGCAAGCCCACGGAGUUAUGUCUUCAAGGCAACGCUCACUUGAUUUCUAGUACAACGAGUAGUUUGGCCGAUACGCCUGGUGAUUCUGGUGUUUUGUGUUUAGAUAGUGAGGCCUCGGAGGCCACGAGCCAAGCGCUUAUGUCGCACAGUCUCAUAGGAGCCGAGGAAUUAGCCUGUGACAGUGUUUACGAUGCCCCGCCGUCUUGUUCUCAAGACAUGAUCAAGAGUACCACUAGUAGCAUUAUGACUCGCAGUGAUAUCGACAAUCAAAACAUUGGUGUACCUGAUGACAUUGUGCCAGAAUUAAUUGUUGAAACCAAUAAGAAACCAAGUCCGUAUGAAAACCUACCAGAUUUAGUGUUAAAAGCAUUAGAAAGUGAAAAAGGUGCAGAUGAAUCUCGUAAGCCAGCUCUAAGGAAUGAACCUAAGAAGUCUUUGUCUGAAGAUAUUGUUUAUAGACGAAGAUGUCGGAAAAAGUCUCAAAGUGGACCAAGUUCACAGAAGAAAAGGGUUUCAUUCCAUGAGGAUAUAUUGAACAAUACAAAAACAGAUAACAUUCAUAUUGAAAGAGGUUUCAUAUCUUAUGGACCUGAUAGUUCAUACUGUGACAGGUUUAGGCAGAAGAAUAACAUCGUAACAGACAGAUUCUCAUGGUGUGCUUCAGGGGACAGGACACCAAAGUAUGCGGCUGAUGUUGCUCAACAGACUAUGUCAGACAUUCUCACCUAUGGUGAUUCCAAAAAUGACAGGAGUGGUAUAUUUGAAUACUGUCAGGAUUAUGAACAAGAAAAUCAAGAGAACAAUAACAAUGACAAAGACAACAAUAAUGAACCCAGACCUACUGGGAAACUGUAUGGAUGUGACUCAAACAGCUCAGACUCUAAUUUCAGCUGUGACUCUGAAACUUCAUCCAGUGACUCAUCCUCCUCACAUUCUAAUAAAACUGAAACUUCAAUGCUCCACAGAAAAUGUGACAAAGCGCAGAAGUCCUAUUCUUGUGAUGCAUUCGAAAAUAAUGGGCAUGUUGCAUUCAUGAGGAAAACAUAUUUCUCUGAAGCUGAUAUUGACCAAUCAACUGAUCGCAUGAAAAUGCCUCUUGAAGUUUCACACAGUCCAAAUACAGUCAAAUCUGUAUUGAAGAAGAAACGCUACAUAACUACUAGUAUUGUUGAAGAAAGGAAGUCACAUAAUAAAGUAUUAAAUCUUUUGGAUGCCAACAACAUCAUUGAUUCUUUGAAGAACUUUUACAAGAAUUUCAACUUCAAUUUUGCACCCGAAAAAGGUUUGCCUGAAAAUAGUUUGGAAUUGAAUAAUGUUGUGGAAGCUCUACCAUGUGAUGUUAAUCAUAACAAAAAGCUUUCCAAAAGCCUUGACUCAGGGUUCCAGGCUGAAGAUGAAGAUGAUUUUGUUGAAAUAAAUCUAAAUGGCCAGCCGUUGGAGACUGUGAGACCCAAAGAAAUAGCAACACCAUCAAAAACCUCAGUGGCAGGUGAAAGGACUCCUAAAGAAGGUUCUCCAAGACAUAAGCUCACACUCAACAUGAAGGCUCAACUUGAUAAGAAACCCAAUAAAGCUGAUCUCCCACCACUUAGCAAAUAUGUUGUCAACUGUGAGAGCACAGUAUAUGAACACAAGGGAGUCUCAUACAGCUAUGUCCAUGAUACAUUCCAAACUGCUUUUGAUGCUCCUAAAGAGACUUUUGUCCCUAUACCUGAAACCACUCCCGUGACAGAAUUAGUCACGAGCACAAGUAAGAUAGACCUGACUAAAUCCACUGAUACUGACUCUUCCAGUAAGACAUCAACACCCAAGAGACAAUUCAACAAAAAUAUCCAAGACGAGACUGAACAAAAGAGUGGCAUUUCCAAGCAUUUGUCUUCACCAAAGAAACAGAAUGUAAACAGAUACAGUCGUAAAUCGGCGUCAACAGUACAGAAAUUGAACGACGAGCCAGCGCAAGUGAAUAGCGACAACUGUUCAAACACCGACAAUUCAACCUUGAAGGGAGCCGAGGACUUUAAUGACGACUUUUUCGACAGUCCCGGCAAUCAAAAGCUGCAAUCCAACAAGUCGGCGUUAUUGAACCGAUACCUGAAGAAUGUGUGUCAAAGGAAAGACCUUGAACUUAAAAUAAAGAACAAUAAAUUCUUUCAAUUCAAACUUCGAAUGGAGAAACAUUUCCCGAGCAUAAUAUUUCCUUUGAAAGAGGUGUCUGAUACAUUCCACGUGUCUGCUGAACGUAUGUCGAGGCUCAUAGACAAAGAAGUGAUAGAGAACAAAAGGUUGUCAGUGAGGCUGCUGACAGCGGACGAGCCGUCCUACUUUGAUAGUUUCGAAGAUAAUGUCGCCAUAGAAUGUAAUGAAAAGCUCAGGCUGCAAAUAUUCUCCUAUCCAAAUGAAACUUUAAAUAGGAUGAUGAAAGUGAAAUCCCCAUAUAAUAUGGAUGAUGGAUCAUGGACUCCUCUGCUGGUUUUCAUCACUGACUAUGCGCUGUACGUGGCUAGCGUGAAGCCUGGAGGUACCGAAUACGAAAUGCUGUGCCGGCUACCUCACAAUGAGCUGGAUGCUAUUGUGGUUGGUCCGGAAGCGCAGUACAUCCAAAUCCUUGAUAUCGCGGGCAAUAUAGCGUGUUCUAUCGUCACUGGGGAGGCUACGUUAGGGGCUCGGUUCGCAUCGUCAUUGGAAUGGAGUGCCCGGACCUCACCGCUUAGGAUCCAGCGGCCACCUGCCAUGAUACCGCUGGGAUGUCGGGAGUUGGCGGCCGCGGUCGCUAGGAAGAGGCAUGAGAGACGGAUACCACAAAUCCUUUUCUACGGUCGUGUAUGUUCUGGCGACGCGGGCGACCGACUCAUUGAAGCGCCGGGAGCAUUCGCACCUCCUCUAGAGGGAUACUUAAUGUGUAGGACUGACAGGAGUAGGCGAUUUGAGCCUUGUUACUUCUUGUUAAGAGCCGGAGUCCUACACUGGGGUCCUCACUCUCCAGACGGUACCUCGCCCCUCCCCAACAACAUCGCGCUCCGCUCAGUACUUGGAGUCCGAAGACACCUGGACUCCUCACGUCGGCCGCAUUGCUUCGAGAUCGCUCUAGCAGACAAUAGCAGGCUCUUGUUAGCAGCUCCUGAUGAUGCUACUGCGUCUUCUUGGCUGCAGAGCUUAUUGUUACAUGCUGCUCAGGCUCUCGAAGAAAAGGACGGUGCAAAGAAGUCAAGCGACCGGCCUGGCCCUCCACCAGCCUGCACAGUCCUGGUGACCCCGACCGAAGUUAUCAGUGUACGCGACACGUUGGACCUCGCCUUCGUAUCGGGGGCCGCUGCGUAUCUCAAGGACAGGGGCUCCGAUGCUUUGCUCAAAGAAUAUAUAGAGGAGAUGCGAACAGACAUCGAGAUCCUAGCGUGCGGCUCCAUCAAGAACUUGACCGCCUUCAAGAUACCUGACACCGAUGAGAACUGGUGUUGUUUAGAGUGGAGUGUAUGCGAAGCUCGCGAGCGUGGCGCGGGGCUGGCGCUGGUAAUGGCCAGUGGAGCCGAGCUGGAGAGGUUCAUCGCUGCCGUGGAACAGGCCUUCUGUGCGCUCACUUGCGAGCCAUUCCCGCUAAGCGUAGUGGAGGCGGCAAAAUCUGCUUGCAGUUCCGCGCACACGAAGUACGAAACCGCCUGGUCGCAUAUGUUACCGCAACAGUAAUCGACAACGUGUACACAUCACUAGUGGUAAGAUUGCAUUCACUAGGUACUCAGUAGCUAGGGAUGUGGGAGAGAAGAUUUUCAUCGAUAUCGAUAAUUAAAACUAAAGUACUUAAAUGUAUGGAAAUUAUUAACAUUCUGUUUGUUUGGUGAAGAAAAAUAUGUUGCUAAUGUUUUUAACGCGUCUUGUUCCUGGAAAUUGAAUCUUAUCACUAAGAUGUAACGGUUUAGACUUAACUGUAAUAGGAAAUGUGAAUUUUAGUUUUAAUUAUUAUCAUAAGCGCUUUUCGCCUUGUUCUCAAUAAAUAGAUAUAGUGGACUUAGAAUGAAUUUCGUCAUAGUAUAUAUCAAUUUUGGCAACACCAUACAGAAGUUAGUCAAAAGCUAAUACCUAAACCAUGUGACGGUUUCUUAUAAAUCUCAUUUUAGAAUUAUACAUUUCGAAUAUUAACAAACAUCUAAAAGAAAUAAUAUAUUCUUAGAAUUAAAUUAAAAUAAAUGUGAAUUCUUGUCAAAAACUAAAGUUCGAAAUAUUGGAACUAACCUUUAUGGUGUUGCCAAUUUCUCAAAACGAAAAUAAUCUCAAAUACUCAGUUGUAGGUUAAUAAAUAUUCAGUGAGAAGAUGAAAGGCGUCCUGCGAGCACAAUAUAGUUAAAUUGUAUAAUAAUAAUAAUAUAGAUACGCUUCCACAGUUGAUAUUUCGCUCAUAAAAUAGAUAAUCUCUUUGAGUUUUGAAGCAAACAUAAACUAUACAAAAUUGAUAUAACUUAAAAAAAAGUAUUUAAUCAAAUAAUGCUACAUUCCAUUUUCAAAUGACUUGCGUUUGACCAAAGACAAAAAUUGAAGGAGGUUGUAUAUGUUACUGUUUGCUUCAGAACCCAGUUAUUACUAUAUUAUACCUAAUAAUAAGUAUUGUGUAUCGUUAUUGUUUAUCUAUUAAUAUUAUUAUGUAUUCGAAUAAUAAUCUUAAAUAAUCAGUAGUUAACGUUUUCAUGUUUCGUAGUUAUAUGUCACAAACCAUUAUAUUUAUGUACUUAUUGUUAUUAUGUUAAUGCUAUAAAAAUAUUUAUCUUUUAUAACAAUAAAGUUGACGAUUUUUAUAGCAAUAAUGUACACAAGAAUAUUGAUAUUAAAUCGAAUACUAUUGAAACAUGUAUCAUAAAUAUUUAGCUCUUAAAAUAAUAAUAAUAAUUAAUCAUUAUUUAUAAAUCGGCCAGAGUUAAUCGUUAACGCGCUGAUACUUUGAGAAUUGUAUAGAAAUAUUAAUUGUAUCUAUAUUAUAUUUCAUUCUGGUCACAUUUCCCAAAAUUUUGUGUAAUAAUAAUUAUUUUGUAUAUCUAUAUAUCGUUCUGAAGACGCGCUAGUUAUGUUUUAGUGCAGUUUCCGAACAAAAAGCGCUCAUACUAUUACUAUUAUUAUGGAGGGAACAGUAGUGGGGAUUAAGCUUGGCUAAGUGUACUGUGAUUUGCGCUAUUCUGAAACUUGACUGCGAAAAUGUCUCUCAAUAAAUCGAUUAUUCGGUAAUCGAUACAAAGGGAUAUCGAUUAACAAGUUUACAGAAUAAGUAUGCUUCGUGUGACGGCUUAGUAGAUUUUGUAUGUGGAAAAUAAAAAUCAUAGUUUUUUUUACUACAAACCUUUUUUAGCUUUAUUAUUUUUAAAGCUAAUUUUAAUGGUUUUGUUUUAAAAGUUCGUUUCGUUUUUUCAAAAGGGAAUGUUCCCCGGGGUUGACGAUGGUGUUGCAAGCUUUAAUAUUUCUUUGGAAAAAGGUCUCAAAAAAUGUUAUUUAUAUUUAUGCUAUUAGAACAAUUUCGUGACGGUUGUCCGCUCGUUACCAAAUAUAUCAAUUGUAUAUCAUUUCGUAUGUGUAUUAGGCCACUGUACGGCCGUGUGAUAUUAAUGUAUAUUUAGGGUAGGUAUUAGCGCAUCGUGAACCGUGAAAGCGCGUUAUUUUAUCUAUAUGACGAAAAAUUUCUGAUUAGUUUUCUAAUUUACGAAGAAACUGCAGUCAUUCCAGGUUUUUUUAAGUCGAAAAUGUACGUUUUUUCACCUUUUUGUCUUGUAUUGUCAAAUGUUUCGUAUAGAUAAAAUUACGUGACAAGAAGUAAUAAUUGCAAGUUUAAUAAAAUUCAUAAUGAUUACUUCAUAGUCAGUUUGAAAACAUACAUACUUAUUGAUAUGAAUAUUAUGUAUUCCCGGAUAUGUUUAUGUACUUGUGUUCCCAUUUAUUUGUUGUAUUUCCUUAUAUUAUUGCUUUGUUUAUAAUGUUUAUUACAUUUUAUAAACUUGUGUAUGUGAUUGCGCUUUUACUAAAGACUAUUUUACGUAAAAAUAGGAUUAAAAAUUGACCAGUUCGAAACUAAAGAGGUUGUAACACAAAAUGGUGCUGGCACCCAAACUUAGUUUGAAUUUCGAACUGUUAAUAAUUUGACAGAUCAAUUUUUUUAACAGUCUGUUCUCUUUGCACGAAAUUGUUUUCUUAUUUUUACGUAAAAGUAGUCGAAACUCUUUGCUACGUAACUGUGAUUUGUGUUGUUUACCAUUAAGUUUGUUGUUUAUAUGCAUAAUAUUAGAUCAAUGUUUUUAGCUUUUAGUAUUAGAUAAUUAUUUCAAUAUUAUUAUACAAGGAUUAAUCAAUAGAACUUAAUAUGAAGACUAUUACUAUAAUAGAGUAGUUGAAAAAAAAAACACAUUUAAUAAUAUUAUUAUUUUGUGUGAAUCCAAAUUGUCUAUAACUAUUAAUUAUUGUCUUGUUGGGAAUAUUGUAAAGUGCAUGGUAUUGUAAAUUUUAUUAUUUACGAUUAAAUAAACAAAUUCUUGAUCUUGAGUAUUGUACAACAAAAAUUUUGAAAUAUAAAAUUAAAAAUCUUCUUUGGUAACUACAAAAUCGAUUUACAAAUUGAUAUUAUCAAUUGGCUAUGAUAAUUAUUUAUUAAUUGGUUAUUUAUUUUUGUUAAAUUAUUUUUAUACUUAUAGAAAUCACGACUGUAUCUUCCGUUCUUAUUGUAAAAUAUCUAAAACUUUGUUUAGAUGGAUAAUGUAUGUUAAAAGCAUCUCAACUUUGUAAUUUUUACACUACUUUUUUUAAGUUUUAAAGGUUUGAUUGGCAACACUGGAGUAAUACAAACUUGGGUGUUGCAAUCAUCCAUAGACUCUAGGUAGGUUGUUCUGUACUUUAAUUUCGAAUGUUCAAAGUGAACUCCAUCGUGUGUCGCCAUGUCAUUGGUUGUGACUUUGUGAGAAUAAUCUCGAUCAAUAACGGGCCAGAAUGCGAUUGAAUUGCAAUUUCGAAUUGACACAAUAUUUACUAGCUGUAACUAUUUUCUAUCAAACAGGUCGUUAGCUUGUUUGUCACAGGUACAAAAAAGAAAGAAAAAUAAUACUUCAUACUUUUUUAUUUUUGUACUAUCAUAAAACGUAGGUCAACAUUCAUUCCAUUGGACUUUGGCUAAACAUUUAUAUAGGUACCAUACGCCACUCAAUACACAAAUCAAAUUAACUCUUGUAACUUAUAAAAUAAAGUUCAAAAUUAACAAAGUUGAGAUGUUUUUAACAACUAUCUCUAGACUAUCAAUCCCUUCCCGUAGGUACACGUAAGUAUUACUAAGAACAAUAAUAAUAUUAAACGCUGUAUUAUGUAGAGAAUUUUUGAUUGUAACGUUAUAUAUGGCUAGGACAAGUAAUGCGAUUAGUCGCACCGUAAGUGCACAGUCGCAGUUAUUUGUCGAGCUAAUCGCAAAACCUUUUCUUGUAAUAGUAUGUGUCUCUUCAAUGUUGUAUUGUGUUGCUGGUCUUGCCGGUAUAAGUAAUAUCCCAUGUAUUCUUGUUAUAAAUACUGGCCUUUUAUAUUUGGAUCCUUCUAAAGAUGUUUUUUUUAAAUUAAUAAGGGGUGUGAGUACCUAAUAAUGUUAUACUUCUAGAAGGUUGUGGAAAGAUGAGCGUGGACUCUGUAUACAAUUGUGACUUGUAGCAGCAGUUAGUUUUCAUCGAACCAAAUGUAGAAGUUUGGGGGAAAUCUUUUCGAAAAACUUUUCUGGUAUAUCGAUAGAUCCUCUUGUUAAAAAAUAUCUCUUUUUAUGCAAUGAGCCGGUAAACGAGCAGGUGGAUCAUCUGGUGGAAGCCAUCGC
Spodoptera litura is the source of this 8166-nucleotide messenger RNA. It is a transcript of the gene prd1, whose product is annotated as pleckstrin homology domain-containing protein pruning defect 1. Gene Ontology annotation, cellular component: endosome membrane. Gene Ontology annotation, molecular function: kinesin binding. NCBI's taxonomy places the organism in Eukaryota, Metazoa, Arthropoda, Insecta, Lepidoptera, Noctuidae. Gene Ontology annotation, biological process: regulation of protein localization; Golgi organization; lysosome localization. The record is from RefSeq and is a predicted model, not a curated record.